CUCUCGGCCUGUACGAUAUGCUCUUCGAAGCAAUAUUUUUCCAUUUUCUCUCUUUGCUUCAAUUUACUCCAUAUAUUUUAUUGGUGUUGUUGAGUAUAAACGUUGCAUUUUAAAAAGGGUAGCUUAUUGUUAGCUAGUUUAAAUAGCCCCGCCCCCCAAACUCCUCCUGAUCACUUUCCAAUACCCGGCCGGACUACGUAACUCUCUCUCUCUCUCUCUCUCUCUCUCUCUCUCUGUGCGUGUGCUGUGGGGUUUAAAGAAACGUCGAUAAGUGAUUCAAUGGAAAUAUAUUCCCCUGAAGCUUCUUCGUGUGCUGUGGGGUUUAAAGAAACGUCGAUAAGGGAUUCAAUUGAAAUAUAUUCCCCCGAAGCUAACCACAGGAUGGACGAAUCCUCUCCCACACCACUCGUAGCGGAAAAACGCAACAACGUAAUGCAACGACACGACUCCUUGGACAUGGAGUCCAACAAAUUCAACAGCCACCACGGCCACCAGAAUGCAGGGUGGUCGAUGAUACUGCACCUGGCGUUUCAGAGCAUCGGAGUAGUGUACGGGGACAUCGGAACGUCGCCGCUGUACGUCUACUCCUCCACCUUCACCAACGGCAUACAAGACAACGAUGACAUUCUGGGCGUUCUCUCUCUCAUCAUAUACACCAUCACCUUGAUUACUCUUAUCAAAUACGUCUUCAUUGUCUUACGUGCAAAUGACAACGGCGAUGGUGGGACAUUUGCAUUGUACUCGUUAAUAUGUCGGCAUGUGAAGGUGAGUUUAACCCCAAAUCAAGAAGCGGAAGACGGAGAAGUUUCCAAUUAUCAACUCGAGUUGGCCAGCAACCGCUUGAAACGGGCCUCAAGGCUCAAGUCGAGGCUUGAGAACAGCCAAUUUGCCAAGUAUUUGUUGCUCUUCGUCGCAAUGUUGGGCACUUCCAUGGUUAUUGGAGAUGGUGUCCUAACCCCUUCCAUCUCAGUUCUAUCGGCUGUGGGUGGACUCCAAGAAGCUACAUCUUCCAUUACUCAAGGGAAGAUUGUUUGGAUAUCGGUUGCCAUCUUAAUCGCCCUAUUCUGCUUUCAAAGGUUUGGAACUGAUAAAGUCGGCUAUACCUUCGCUCCCAUAAUUACUGUUUGGUUCCUAAUGAUUGGUGGAAUUGGGCUCUACAAUUUCAUCAAGUUCGAUCCAACCGUAAUAAAAGCAUUGUAUCCAAAGUACAUCAUCGACUAUUUCAGGAGAAACAAAAAGGAUGCAUGGAUUUCCCUUGGUGGCGUUGUCCUUGCCAUAACAGGAACCGAGGCAAUGUUUGCGGAUCUUGGGCAUUUCAAUGUUCGAUCCAUACAAAUAAGCAUGUGCUCUUUGACAUAUCCAGCCCUCAUGUUAGCCUACACCGGACAAGCCGCCUUCCUUAGAAAGAACAAUGAUUUGGUUUCAAACACUUUCUAUAAAUCUAUUCCACAUGGUAUCUAUUGGCCAAUGUUUGUGGUGGCCGUUAUGGCAGCAAUCAUAGCAAGUCAAGCGAUGAUUUCGGGUGCUUUCUCGAUCAUUCAGCAGUCCCUGGCACUAGGGUGCUUUCCUCGAGUGCAAGUCAUUCACACCUCAACCAAGUAUGAAGGACAAGUUUACAUACCUGAGGUCAAUUACAUUCUCAUGGUGGCUUGUGUUGCAGUCACUGCUGGAUUCAAAACCACAACCAAUAUAGGAAACGCUUAUGGGAUCGCGGUGGUGUUUGUGAUGACGAUUACAUCUGCAUUCCUUGUUCUCGUUAUGAUCAUGAUAUGGAAAACCCACAUUCUUCUCGUACUCCUGUACAUUUCGAUCAUUUGCUCCGUGGAGCUCGUCUACUUAUCUUCUGUCCUCUACAAAUUCAAGCAAGGGGGGUACCUACCCUUGGCCUUCGCCGCCUUCUUAAUGAUGGUAAUGUUCAUUUGGAACAGUGUUCACAGAAGGAAGUACUACUACGAGCUAGAUCGCAAGGUUUCCCCUGAGGAGGUAAAGGAAAUCGUUAACAGAGAAAACGUUUGCCGAGUUCAAGGGCUUGCAAUCUUCUACUCAGAGCUUGUUAUUGGAAUCCCGCCCAUAUUCAAACAUUAUGUGGAUAACGUGCCCGCACUCCACUCCGUCCUUAUUUUUCUCUCUAUGAAAUCUCUACCCAUAAGUAAGGUCCCAAUGGAAGAGCGAUUCCUCUUCCGUAGAGUACAACCGAAUGAGCUAAACAUUUUCCGAUGCGUCGCGAGAUACGGGUACACAGAUGCUCAGAAUGAACAAGACUCCUUUGAGAGAAACCUGGUCGAAAGGCUAAAGGAGUACAUAAGAGCUAAUUCUCUUUCUUCGUCAGCGGGGAGGGAAAUCGAAGAGGUUGACAGAGCAUGGCGAGCGGGAGUUGUUCACUUGGUGGGUGAGAAUGCGGUGAUUGCAAGAAAAGGAGCCAAUAUAGGGAAGAAGUUCUUGAUUAAUGGCGCUUACAGUUUCAUAAGAAAGAAUUUGAGGCAAAUCGAGAACUUUUUUGAUAUUCCUCAGGAACGCUUGCUGAAGGUUGGAAUGACAUAUGAGCUUUAGAUCGAACAUCAAGAAAGUCUGGAUAUGUGAUCGCUAAACAACUACGUACGGUAGCGUUGUCGGGUUUCUUCUAUUUGGUUCGAUUUCCAACAGGAUGAAAUACAUGUUCCCAAUGUUGCCAAAAGUACAAUGUUUCCGUUAUGCGUAUAUAUAUGUAUGUGCACGUAAAUUCAUUAUGCAAUUGCAAGUGUUAAAUGUUGUGUUGAGUUGAUUGAGUGACGUACUUGUAAUGUGAAAUGUGAAGUCUUUAAUUUGUUCAAUUCUAGUUCAAUGGAAAACUCUAACAAA
Molecule: messenger RNA, 2838 nt
Organism: Rhododendron vialii
Lineage: Eukaryota; Viridiplantae; Streptophyta; Magnoliopsida; Ericales; Ericaceae
Product: potassium transporter 5-like
Exons: 8
Coding region: 280-2550 (756 amino acids)
Biological process (GO): potassium ion transmembrane transport
Cellular component (GO): membrane
Molecular function (GO): potassium ion transmembrane transporter activity
Source: RefSeq, a predicted model, not a curated record